AAAUAUAGUAUUAAUAAAGUUAGUACUAUAUUUUCUAUGGAUCUAACCUUUAUUUUGUAGAAUAAUCUGAUUACAAUUAAUUGAAUGUUAAAAAUGAACAACGCGAAAGAUGAGAGUUCUUGCCCAAUAUGUAAUAAAUCAUUUAUUUUAGCUGAAAUAGAGCAACAUGUUAAUAAAUGUAUAUUUUUAAAUUGCUCGGAUGCUGUUCAAAAAAGAAAACGUUCUCCAUCACCAACUUUACAUAAUAUCUACCAUCCAAAAUUAGGUUCUAAACAAAAAUCUCCAAGGGGCCACAGUGGAGUGAAACAAGAGAUAUCUGUUGAUACAACAUUAGUGUGUGAAAUAAAUAAACCUGGGACCAGCCUAGGAGAAAAUAAUCAGGGAAAAAUAAAUAACUCCUCGUUUUCAUUCAUGGUACCUCUUGCAAAACAGGUGCAACCAAAGUCUCUGGAUGAGUUUUUCGGUCAGAAUCAAGUGCUAGGUGAUAAUAGUGUAAUAAGGUCCCUCUUACAAAAAGAAGAAAUUCCAAAUAUGAUUUUAUGGGGUCCUCCAGGUUGUGGUAAAACUUCUUUAUCAGCUGUAAUUAAUGAAUUAUGUAAGAAAAAUCCCAAAAAGUUUAAAUUUGUUUCACUUUGUGCAGCCACCACAGGAGUAAAAGAAGUUCAGCAUGUUAUUACUGUAGCCAAGAAUGAAAUGAAAUUUGGUAGAAGAACUAUUUUAUUUAUGGACGAAAUUCAUAGGUUUAAUAAACGUCAGCAGGAUACCUUCUUAUUAAGUGUUGAAAAAGGAGAAAUUACUUUAAUUGGUGCAACAACAGAAAAUCCUUCAUUUGUCAUAAAUUCGGCUUUACUGAGCAGAUGUAGGGUAAUUGUAAUGGAGAAACUUGAAAUUAAUGAUUUAUAUUUGAUUUUAGAAAGAGCAGCUAAUUCUUUAAGUAUUGAUAUAAUUGAUACAGAAAAUCCGUGUGGCAUCAUUAAAGAUGAUAAAGGUAUGGCAAUUGACGAAAGGGCUUUAAAAUGGUUAGCAGAUAUAAGUGAUGGUGAUGCCAGAAUAGCUUUAACAAAUUUGCAAUUGGUAAUCCAAAACAGCAAUAAUGAUGGAAAAAUUAUAACUGUUGAAGAAAUUAAAGAGAGAAUUAAGAAGUCCCAUAUGUUAUAUGAUCGUGCUGGUGAGGAGCAUUAUAAUAUUAUAUCUGCAAUGCACAAAUCUAUUAGAGGCUCAGAUGCAAAUGCUGCUUUAUACUGGACUACAAGGAUGAUCGUCAGUGGAGAAGACCCUAGAUAUAUUGCUCGUCGUUUAGUUAGAGCCGCUAGUGAGGACAUUGGAAAUGCCGACCCCAACGCUCUCCAAUUAGCUGUUACAACGAUGGAGGGAUGCCAGUUGUUGGGAAUGCCAGAAGCAGAUGUUCUCUUGGCACAGUGCGCUAUUUAUCUAGCUAGAGCUCCAAAAUCUCGGGAGGCCGACUCUGCAUUGGCAAAAGCGAAGCAAGUAAUUGCAGCCUGUAAGGGACCACAACCUAGCGUUCCUAUGCAUAUAAGAAAUGCUCCUACUAAGCUCAUGAAGGAUUUGGGAUAUGGGAGAUUACAAAAUGGUGCCGAUUUCCAUUUCAUGCCUCCCGAACUGCAGGACGUGGAUUUCUUUAAAUAAAUUAAAUAUUGUUAAAAAUAAAUUUUUUAAAAUAAAAAUUAUAUUUACA
Molecule: messenger RNA, 1696 nt
Organism: Anoplophora glabripennis (Asian longhorned beetle)
Lineage: Eukaryota; Metazoa; Arthropoda; Insecta; Coleoptera; Cerambycidae
Product: ATPase WRNIP1
Exons: 5
Coding region: 85-1647 (520 amino acids)
Biological process (GO): DNA-templated DNA replication; regulation of DNA repair
Cellular component (GO): nucleus
Molecular function (GO): ATP hydrolysis activity; DNA binding; single-stranded DNA helicase activity
Source: RefSeq, a predicted model, not a curated record